UUUUAUUGUUAUUUCAUCAUUUAACGUGAGUUAUGCUAGAAAUAUGCAUUCCACGAGAAGAAUAUCCUCUUUUUUGAUUCUUUCUCAAAGGUUGACAUGUAAAAAACCAUGUUUUUUAAAAGUACUUCCAACUGUCGAUGGCAACCGUAAAUUAUCCAUUUGUAGUGUAAAUUUAAACAAAGAGGAGUUUCCAGAUUUAUACCCAGGAACUGAUCUAAAGAUUACAAACACAUUAAAAAUCUUAGAUCCACUGCAACAAGAAGGAAUACCAGUUUAUCAAGUUCUUAAUGCUAGUGGAGAGGUUAAGAAUAAAGAUGAAGACCCCAAGGUUGAAAAAAGUGUUUUGGUUAAUGUUUACAAAAUGAUGAUUCAGCUUAACUCAAUGGAUAAAAUACUUUAUGAAUCACAAAGACAGGGUCGAAUAUCAUUUUAUAUGACAUGCUAUGGUGAAGAAGCAAUUCAUUUUGGUUCUGCCAGUGCAUUAAAUGAUGUGGAUUUGAUAUUUUCACAAUAUAGAGAACAAGGUGUUUUAAUGUGGCGUGGUUUUCCAUUAGAGAGUUUUAUGAAUCAAUGUUAUGGAAACGAAAAUGACCUUGGACUUGGGAGACAAAUGCCAGUGCAUUAUGGGUCUAAAGUUCACAAUUUUGUUACAAUUUCAUCUACACUUGCAACACAAAUGCCAAAUGCGGUUGGGGCUGCAUAUGCAUUAAAAAUGCAGAAAUCUAAUAGCUGUGCAGUUUGCUAUUUUGGUGAAGGUGCUGCAAGUGAGGGUGAUGCACAUGCUGCUUUUAAUUUUGCAGCUACAUUAGAUUGCCCUAUUAUAUUUAUAUGUAGAAAUAAUGGCUAUGCUAUAUCUACUCCAGUUAAAGAUCAAUACAGAGGAGAUGGAAUCAGUGCUCGUGGAUCAGGGUAUGGAAUUCCCACAAUUAGAGUUGAUGGUAAUGAUUUUCUAGCUGUUUACAACGUAACAAAAAAAGCAAGAAGUAUUUGCAUCAAUGAAAACAGACCUGUUUUAAUUGAAGCAAUGACAUAUCGAGUUGGACACCAUAGUACUAGUGAUGACUCAAGUGCAUAUCGGUCAGCUAAUGAAGUAAAAUAUUGGAAAGAUAUUGACUCUCCCAUAAAUAGAUUAAGAAAUUAUUUGGAAAACAAAGGAUGGUGGUCUGAGGAAGAAAAUGAAAACUUGAAAAAAGAAGUUCAAAAAAAUAUAAUGCAAGCUUUUUUGAAAGCAGAGCAAACAAAAAAACCUGCAGUAGUAAAUUUGUUUUCAGACGUUUACGAUUCCUGGACACCUAGAAUAAAAAAGCAGUAUGAAGACACUAUGAAGCAUGUUCAAAAAUAUCCAAAUGAUUAUCCCACUAACAAGUUUGCAACCUAAAUAAAUAUUUUUUAUGUUUUAGCAAAUAGUUAUGACACAUGACAUAAAUUCUCACAAUGGUUUAUGAAACAUUGUAAUAAUUUCUUUUCUUACUCUCUAAAAACUUUCAAACAAUUUGUAAAAUCCAUUAGAUACAUUAAAUUAAAAUAUAAUGAAAUUUAUUUUA
Molecule: messenger RNA, 1544 nt
Organism: Hydra vulgaris (swiftwater hydra)
Lineage: Eukaryota; Metazoa; Cnidaria; Hydrozoa; Anthoathecata; Hydridae
Product: 2-oxoisovalerate dehydrogenase subunit alpha, mitochondrial
Biological process (GO): branched-chain amino acid catabolic process
Molecular function (GO): oxidoreductase activity, acting on the aldehyde or oxo group of donors, disulfide as acceptor
Source: RefSeq, a predicted model, not a curated record